GCGAAAACAUUACGGAGUAUUCCAAGACAGGCGGGAGUGAAGCAACUGCAGCAAACCUGUCAUUCCGCAAUGUCUGACGUGGAUGAAGAUUUAGUGGCGUCGUCUGAUGGCGAGGAGGACAUGAUGACAGCGCCAGAGGUCCUUCAGAGGCUAGAGGAGGCAUGGGUUAUAGAGAGGAUGUCACCCACGCUGGAGCAUCACCAGACUGAUGUUGUUGACUGCAUGCUGGAGCAGAUUGACCAGAUGACAGAGAACAUAAAAAAAUGCAAGAAACAAGAUUUUAGAGCAGCUUUACACAAGAUGGAGAUUGACCGGAUACGUUAUGUUUUGAGCAGCUACCUGCGUGUCAGGCUAGAAAAGAUUGAAAGAUACGCUCAUCAUCUCCUAGAGAAGGAUGCAUCAGUGACAGACCCAUUACAAGCAGUUCUCUCACCUCAAGAAGCAUCUUAUGCCAAAGAGUAUGUAUCUAGCAUGGAAUCACACUUCCAGAAAGUUGUACUGCAACAAAUGCCUGAAAUCAUUCGUGGUUUUGAUGCAGUUAAAGAGUGUGUGAAGCCAAAUUUGGAGAGUUAUGUCUUCUUCAAAGUGAAAAAAGCAGUUCCUGGGGUCCUUGUGGAGGAUUUCAGAGGAGAAGGAAGGGAUGAAGAGGUUGAUCUGGAAGAGGGAAGCCAAUACCUGAUGCGCUAUAAUACUGUGAAGGAUCUGCUGCAGUCCGGUACAGUUGUAUUCAUAUGAUGACAUGUGCUCUGGCUGUCUUAUCGAGACAGCAUGCAAUGCAUCAUAUUACUUACAUCUGGUUCAUCUUAGAUAAUGUACUAAGUUCAGUAAAAUCAUCAGUGACA
Messenger RNA from Portunus trituberculatus (swimming crab), 842 nucleotides. It is a transcript of the gene Sld5, whose product is annotated as DNA replication complex GINS protein SLD5-like. The transcript is spliced from 5 exons. Gene Ontology annotation, biological process: double-strand break repair via break-induced replication; DNA-templated DNA replication. Lineage: Eukaryota; Metazoa; Arthropoda; Malacostraca; Decapoda; Portunidae. Gene Ontology annotation, cellular component: GINS complex. Bases 70 to 735 code for a protein of 221 amino acids. The record is from RefSeq and is a predicted model, not a curated record.